UUGUAGUGUAUUUCAAUUUUCAAAAGCCAGAUUUGUGUCUGAUUUAAUUCAGACAUUGGGGGUUUGAUAAGUUUUAAUUUCUGUCCUUGCAUCUUAUUGGAGAAACAGAAACCACAUAUAUAAGUUUGCCUUUCUCAAGGGUUAAAACGAGAUGGCCGCAGAAAUAGGAAAAAUUCAAGAGUCCAACUUCGACAGGAAAAAAGAAUUGAAGGCCUUUGAUGACACAAAAACAGGCGUCAAGGGGCUUGCAGAUGCUGGUUUGGCCAAUAUUCCAAGGAUAUUCGUUACUGAACAACUGAGGCAAGAGAAUAACUCCGAGCCUCGCCAUGGCUCUGACUUUUGUAUUCCAAUCAUAGACUUAACAGGCGUCGAUGAAGAUGCAAGUUUACACAGAGAGAUAAUUAACAAAGUUCGAGAUGCUUGCGAGAAGUGGGGUUUCUUUCAGGUGGUCAACCAUGGAAUUCCGUUAAACACUUUGGAUGACAUGAUCGAUGGCAUCCGCAGAUUUCAUGAACAAGACCCUGAAGUAAAGAAAGGGAUUUAUACUCGUGAUUACACCAAAAAAGUUCUCUAUAAUAGCAAUCCUGAUCUGCACCGUAAGAAAACAGCGGCUAACUGGAGGGAUUCGUUAACCUUUCACAUGGCUCCUAAGCAACCUGAUCCUGAAGAAUUGCCCGCAGUAUGCAGAGAUAUAAUCUUCGACUAUACAAACAAAGUAACGACAUUAGGUCGCACUCUGUUCAAACUGCUAUCAGAAGCUCUCGGUCUCCAUCCCACUUACUUGGAAGAGUCUGGCUGCAUGGAAGCAACUUUUUGCUUUGGCCAUUACUACCCGGCAUGCCCUGAACCAGACUUGGCUUUGGGCACUGCUAGCCAUGCUGAUAGUAGCUUCCUCACAGUUCUUUUACAAAAUCAAAUCGGUGGCCUACAAGUCCUCCAUGAAAAGCAAUGGAUCGAUAUUCCUUCCGUUCGUGGUGCUCUUGUAGUAAAUUUGGGUGAUAUGUUACAGCUCAUUUCCAAUGGUAAAUUCGUAAGCGUUUAUCAUAGGGUGCUGGCUAAAGCCAUAGGCCCGAGAGUAUCAGUGGCAUAUUUCUUUAGAAUACAUCUUCCACCAGCCAAUCCCUUAAGGGUGUAUGGGCCAAUCAAGGAGUUGCUAUCCGAAGAAAAUCCUCCGAUUUACCGGGACAUCACUAUAAAAGACUUUGUAUAUCACUACUACGGGGAAGGGCUUGAUGGUCGCAGAUCUCUUGAACAUUUCAGGUUGUGAUCAACUGAGUAUUAAGCAUGCAAGGUCGCAAUUGCAAGAUGAAUUCUACCUUUCCCAAGGCUUGUUAUAGCGUGCACUUCCAAGCAUAAAAAAUGUACUAGUAUUUACCUUUUUUUUUUUUUGGCUCAGCAGGAAAAUUUGUACUAGUAUUUGCUUACGGUGAAAUCAUGCAACUUCUUGAUGCCUUCUCCUUAUUAGAGAUUAAAAUACUCUUGGGUUCUAUCUAUCAAUGUAAACUUCAAAUUUUCAGUGUUUCUACUA
This is a messenger RNA of Theobroma cacao (cacao), 1528 nucleotides long. RefSeq names its product 1-aminocyclopropane-1-carboxylate oxidase homolog 1-like. The record is from RefSeq and is a predicted model, not a curated record. Lineage: Eukaryota; Viridiplantae; Streptophyta; Magnoliopsida; Malvales; Malvaceae.